This is a messenger RNA of Clonostachys rhizophaga, 975 nucleotides long. Lineage: Eukaryota; Fungi; Ascomycota; Sordariomycetes; Hypocreales; Bionectriaceae. The record is from the annotation of a GenBank genome assembly.
AUGACGCAGGAUUUUGUUGGCUAUCUUCCCUCUCCGUCCACCUGCAUAUCCUCUGCAGCUGGCCGCUACAGUGGAGGAAUCCAUCGCCUGGCAGUUGACCUCAAACUGUCCACCACCCGCCUCCUCUUCAAGCUCUGCUUCCCAAGGACAAGCUGGCCCAGCUUAAUAGUGGCAGCCGGUCGUCACGUCGUGCCCAACGAUAAUGCCUCAUUCUCCACCUCCAGUGGUAGUCCCAGACGCUACACGCAUAAGGAAGGCAUCCAGGCGAACCAUGGAGGUGAUGGAGGGGGUCAGCAAGAAGAGUGGCGAGGACAUGGGGGAGAAGAAGGGCCAUCACGACGAACCCAAACCGACCCCAACGAAACUUCCGGGUACUGGGCUUGCCCAUUCUACAAGUUCGAUCCCAUACGGCACUGGCGCUGCUAUCGGAAAUACAACCUCAAACGGCUGGCUGACGUCAAAGCUCACGUCAUGCGAGUCCAUCUCAUGAGCGACCUCUACUGUCCCAAUUGCUUCCAAGAAUUCGACGAUACGCAAGAAUGGCGCCAGCAUUGCAGCCACCCGGUCUUUGCCUGUCCUCAGAUCCAGGGGCCGGAGCCCCUUUUUCGGGAGGAUUUUGAUGCCCUCGGCGAUGUGUUGGCUACCGCGCAGGGGCUAAGCGAGGCAGACAAAUGGUACUUGAUGUUCGACCACAUCUUCCCCGCUGCCUUCUCGCGCCGCCCAUCUUCUCCCUUCGUAAGCUUAUCCUUCGACGAGCCACUCGGCGUUAUGCGCGCGCAUGCAUCCAGACAGGAGCAGCUGCACCGGAGCAUUCUAUCAGUACUCCAGCGUCAUCAGGCUCCCCUUGGGGGAAUAACCGGGCCGAAUGCGCUGCAGGUCGAUCUCGUGAAUGCAGUGCUCCCUAUGUCAGCAGCGGCCAUGGCGACAUCUCCGCCGUACCAGCGAGCUGUCCAUCCAUCUCGGCUUGGUAGUUGA